Molecule: messenger RNA, 2539 nt
Organism: Dalotia coriaria
Lineage: Eukaryota; Metazoa; Arthropoda; Insecta; Coleoptera; Staphylinidae
Product: zinc finger C2HC domain-containing protein 1C
Exons: 6
Coding region: 647-2107 (486 amino acids)
Source: RefSeq, a predicted model, not a curated record
ACAUCCCCCACAUUUCUCAGUGCAUUUUCAUUACAAGACUACAAAAAUGCUAUUAAAACUAAAGACGCAUUAAACAAAACAACGUACAUUAACUUUACAAAUUUUAAACAUUUUAAUAUAUUUUAAUACUAUACUGAGUGCACUCCUAGUGUACUGGAACACAUUGGAAGCUUGCUGGUAGUCGGAGCUGCAAGUCGCAAGUCGCGACGCGCGAGUUCAGGUGAACCAGGUGAGCCAUUCGCAAUCGGGCAAUCGGCGAGCAACCUUCGCGCGCCGACCGACCAACAAGUAAGUUCACAAGUGCCCGCAGAACUCUCUUCCAACUCGUGUGUGGAGGCGACACCGACUGGCGAAAAGUUUUGCGAACUCGCGACGAAUCAACACAUCAACAGUUCACGAAGAGUCGUGUCAUUCAACGGUUCAUAAAAUAAAAUAAAAAUUAAAUUUAAUAAAAAGUUACAAUAUUCACAUAAACACCACGAGUAAAUAAAAAGUUUAAAUUGCAAAAAGGACAUUUUUAAUUACUUCUUGAAGAAAAAUAAAUAACAAGUUUAUCGACUGAAUAUCAUGUCCAUCAAAGUAUAAAUUGAUUUUAUACCUACUACACUUUAUAUAUUGAAGAUUUUACAACAUUUUACCACAAAACAUGGCGUCAAAACUAUCGCAGAUGCAGGCACGUUUCCAACAACGUCAGAUGGCUGAGAAGGAAGAGAAACUCCUGAAACUCUAUGAGAACCAACAACAAAGGGCCUUCGACAAGGUCAACCAUGGUAGUGCUGGUAGUAAUGGUUCCUUGAGUAAUAUCACAACAGGAAAUGGUAAAGUCCGUCAAAUGUUUGAUGAAAGAAGGCAGAAAGCUGGAAUUGAUCGGAGUUAUCCAUUGGAACCAUUAAGUAAGACCAUGCCUGUGCCUUCCAAGACCAAUACCACCAGAGGCAACAGUUUGGAUAGAAGACCUUUGAAUCAAACUAUAAAAACCACAAGUCGUACAACCACCAGGACUACCACCAAAUUAAACAGUACCAUGAGGAAACCUUUGGCCAAUACAGGUUUAUACAACAAUAAUAACAACUCCAGAGGUAUGGAUGAAGCAGAGAAAUAUCUUCAGGAGCAUGAAGAUUUGGUUAAGAUCAUGAAUAAAAACAACAUUAAUGAUGAUUUGGAGGAUGAAGUGAUGCCGAGGAUAGGCUUUGAUGAUUUAGGUUAUGAUGAGGAUAUUUUCACUGGAAAGUUGGCGAAUGUAGGAGGGAAGCUUCCAAGUCAAAUUGUUGUUCAGAAAAGUGAGGUUAAAAGCACUACUAAACCAGGAACAAAUAAAAAUGGCGUUGGUAAACCACCUGCCAAAAGGCUCGUGCAACAGCAGCGCCCCGCCCAGAUCAAGCAGCAGGCACCCCCAUCCCCGGCGACCAGUUUAACCAGCAGUCGUAAUAAUAACACACGCAGUGAAUCUUCUUCUUCUGGUAAUAGUAGUAAAGAAUCAACGCCUACGGCUUCUCCAGCUAAAACAAUGUCACGUCCGUUGCGUCCUCCACAAAGUGGAGAUGCGAUGCGAGCGCCAUCUUCAGCUACCGCUCGUCCAUCUGCCAGAACCUCGGUACUACCACAAAGCGUGCAGAGGGAUGAUUUGACAGCGUGUAGAUUCUGUCAAAGGCGAUUCCAGACUGAUCGCAUUCAGAAACAUGAAGAUAUUUGUGGGAGGACAGCGAAAAAGAAGAGGAAGGUCUUCGAUUCGACUAAACAUCGAGUGUCUGGUACUGAUGUUGAACCCUAUGCGAAACGAAUCUCGAAAACGGUGAAUAAGAAUGCAGCCAGUGAGAAGGUUGCACAGAGACAAUCCACAACUAAGAGUAAAGCAACAACGUCUAAUACCGGUUGGAGGCAAAAACACGAGGAAUUUAUCGCUGCUAUUCGUGCGGCGAAGCAAGCGCAGGCGCAUAUCGCUAAAGGUGGUGAUAUUCGUGACCUGCCUCCACCUCCGCCAUCUUCAAAUCCUGAUUAUGUGCAGUGUCCGCAUUGUGGCCGCCGUUUUAAUGAAUCUGCUGCAGCGCGUCACAUUCCAAAAUGCGCUAACUAUCAAUUUAACAAACCCAAACCAGGACGCAAAUAAUUUAUGACUAAAUUUAUUAAUCUUAUGGUUAAAUCACAAUUGUUUCCUGCUUUUAGUUUGUAGACUGAUUACAAAUUGAGAAUCUAAAAUUAUAUAUGAAUCCUAAUUAAUUUAAAAAUGUAUUUACUGAAGUUGAAUAUUUAACACACUUAGUUUUAGUCGAGUGUGUAAAAUGAAAUUAAUAGAAACUAAAAAUUGCUGUUAUAAUUUUUGUAUUGUUUUUACUUUUUAAUGUGUCGGAUGGAUAAUGGAUAUGUUGAUGAAGAAUGAAAAUAUGUGAGAUGUUGUUAAGGAAAAGAAACUAUUUUAUUGGUGCUGUGCUAUUAAUUACUAUUAAGCUGUAACGCUUUAAAUUUAGGAACGUUAUUAUUUUAAAAUUAUUUGUAAAACUAAAAUUGCAAGCAUAAAUAAAUAAAAUAUUUUUUAAAGAAA